GCGUGGUGCGUCUCGAGUGACGGAGUGAGUGCUAGUGUUCCGGUUCCCAGUGCUUCAGUGCUUCUUUACUGAAGUGACUGUUAAAGUGUUAACGGUGAUAAGUAAGAAUAACUGAAUAAGUACUGAUGGCGGCCGCAUCGCCGUCAUCACGAGGAGAAUCAGUGGGGUUAACUAGUCUCUCUAGUGAGCCUGAGUUUCGGUCACCCUGGCCAUUCCUUGACCAGUGGGUGCGAUAUAAGAAGAUGGUUGGUAACAGCUACGUCUUCGAUUGCUUGCCCUGCCUCCCCAAGACCACAGAGUUGAAGGUGAGCAAGAGCACCAAGGCCAACCUGAAGAGCCACUUCAGGAGGAUGCAUCCUGCUACGGCAAUAAAGUUUGAUGAAGCAUGCUCGGCCAACCAAGGCACUGGUGGCCGCACCAGGAGAAGGUCUGACCAGUCAGAUGAUGACAGCAGUUCAACCAGUAAAAAGACGCGGCACAUGUCCAUCGUUGAGACCUUUGGCACCGUGCCCCAGGGCAGUGGCGUCCUGCAGUCCGCCAUCGACAAGACAAUCGUCAGGUUUGUGGUGGACAACAUGUUACCGCUACAGACUGUAGACAGCCAGAGCUUCAAGGACAUGGUCCACACUCUCAACCCUAGUGAAGAAGUACCCUCCAGGAGGACGCUGGGUAGAAGGAUCAUCAAAAUCUAUGAGGAGAUGAAAGAGAGCCUCACCAGCAAUCUGGAGCAAGUCCAGUGGGUGGGGACUACAGCUGACUGCUGGUCAACUAACAAAAAGGGCUACCUGGGUAUGACUGUGCACUGGCUGGACCCAAUCACCAGAGACAGGAAGAUGGCUGUCCUGGCCUGCAAGAGGAUCAUGGGGAGCCACACCCAUGAUGUACUGGGCCAGGUCAUGGAGAACAUUCACAGCCAGUUCGGAAUAGAGGCCAAAGUCACCAUGACAACAACAGACAAUGCUGCCAAUUUUCAGAAGGCAUUUGUCCAGUUUUCCUCUGACUUUAAUGUCCACCAGAAAGAGGAGGCUUGCGUUCCUAAAGCUGAGGAUGAGCCUGCUGAUGCCCACCUAGAGGAGCUCAUCGCUAACCCGGAAGAGAGCCAUGAGAACGUAGACGUGGAGUUCAUCACAAUUGAUGACAUGGAGGAGGACAGCAUCAUCAAACUGCCCAGGCACCACAUGUGUGCAGCGCACAUGCUAAACCUGGUUGCCAGUGCUGACAUAGAGAAUCACAUGCCUGGAGAGUUCAAGAAGGUCUACCGAAGCACCAUUGCCAAGGCCCAGGCACUGUGGAACAAGCAGGGAACAAGUACCGUGUUUGCGGAUAGCCUGUACAAGGCUAUAAACAGGCUACUCACUGUCCCCACCAAAACAGGAUGGAACAGCCUUUACGACAGCCUGGUGGUCCUCAACAAAGUGCUGGCGGAUAAGAAAGAACAGCUGCUCAGGUGCAUGAACCAACAGAGGAACCUGACAGUGUUUGUCCAGAAGGACAUUGACUUCAUGUUGGAAUAUGCUAAGGUCAUGGCACCAGUCGCCAGUGCGCUGGAUCACAUCCAGGGAGAGAAGCAGUGCUACCUUGGCUGCCUGAUCCCCACCAUCAUUGUGACCAAGAAGAAACUGGUCGCCUUGAGGACCAGCGGCAACCUCCGGUUCUGCGAACCCUUGGCCAAAGCCCUUCUCGCUGCCAUGGAGAGGAGGUUUGCCGCCACCUUAGAGGACGAGGAGUGUCUUCUGGCCACUGCCUUCCAUCUCAAGUUCCGCCUCAAGUGGAUGGGGACUUUUGUAUCAGGAUCAGAAGAGAGGACAGUCAAGAAGUCGGAAAUUCAGUCCCUGAUGGAGACGAAAGUGGAGGAAUAUUUAUUGCGCAGUGAAAGGAAGACCGAAAACACUAGCAGCAGCGAGGAAUUGGAGGCUGGAGAUUAUUAUGCCAGUAUUUGUGAUGAGGACACUGGGUGUCAUUCCAAGUCAACAAAGUCAAGAGCUGCUCAUAUUGUGAAAACAUGGCUGGAAGGCAAAGGGACCGAGAGCCUAGCAGACCCAGCCUUUAACAGCGAAAGUGUUCUGAUCAACCUCUUCUUGAGAUAUAAUACUGCGAUGCCGAGCAGCACCGCGGUGGAGCGUCUGUUUUCUCUUGGGAAGGACAUCAUGAGGGCCAAGAGGAGCUGCUUGUCUGAUGAUAACAUGAAUAUGCUGAUGUUCACCAAAGCCAACAUGAGCAUGAGGAUGCCACGUAACACUGAAAUCAAGGCAAAAGUGAGGGAUGUGGCAAAGCUACAUGAGGUAGCUGCUGACCUGUCCCAGAGCAACGGGGAGGUGCUGGAGCAAGAGGACACAUUCUUCAAUAGUCAACAGGGGAGACUGAAACUAAGAAUCAUAAAGGGCAAGAGGGAAGAAUUGAUUUACUAUGAGAGGCCAGACAAGGAGGGUCCAAAAUGUAGCGACUAUGUGAAGGUAGAAAGGCAACCAGGGGGGCUCAGCAAUGACAUGAAGCUGUUACUGAGUCGUUCGCUGGGGGUCAAGGGAACUGUUAAGAAGACCAGGACGCUGUACAUGGUGGGCCAGACCAGGGUACAUGUGGACAAGGUGGAGGGGCUUGGGGACUUCAUGGAACUAGAGGUGAUGCUGAGGGAUGACCAGUCUUUGGAGGACGGGGAGAAGAUUGCUACUGACCUGCAGGAGAAGCUUGGCGUCAAGCCGGAGGACCUGCUCACCGGAGCCUACAUGGACAUGAUCUUGAAGCAGUGACAUUGAAAGUGAAUGAUCUGUUUGUGGUGUGCUUUCAUGAUGGCUGCUAAUGGAUCUCGUUCACCCAAGGAAACUAACAUUAAGUGUACUAGCUUUUUUAAUUAUUGUGAUUCUUGAUGGCUGCGUUUGAAAUCUUACCCAUCACAGUGAGAUAUUGUCAAUGCUAUGUUUUUAUAUGUAAUGUUUCAACAAUAAAGAUGUUGAAUUGAA
Molecule: messenger RNA, 2957 nt
Organism: Eriocheir sinensis (Chinese mitten crab)
Lineage: Eukaryota; Metazoa; Arthropoda; Malacostraca; Decapoda; Varunidae
Exons: 10
Coding region: 126-2747 (873 amino acids)
Source: RefSeq, a predicted model, not a curated record